Molecule: messenger RNA, 13824 nt
Organism: Equus caballus (horse)
Lineage: Eukaryota; Metazoa; Chordata; Mammalia; Perissodactyla; Equidae
Gene: OPRM1
Product: opioid receptor mu 1
Biological process (GO): sensory perception of pain; G protein-coupled opioid receptor signaling pathway; neuropeptide signaling pathway
Cellular component (GO): neuron projection; plasma membrane
Molecular function (GO): morphine receptor activity; beta-endorphin receptor activity; G-protein alpha-subunit binding
Source: RefSeq, a predicted model, not a curated record
UCCCUGCUCCCCAAGAGUGUGACUUUCUAUGACCAACUGGGGAUAUUUAAUGCUAAUGUUUAUUGUUAAAAGAUAAAUACAUGCUCAAACAUAUACAUAUACAGAAAUGAAAAUUACUUCAGAAUUAGUGUUAAUUUUACAACAAAAAUCCCUUAACCCUGGUUGAUUUACAAAUUUAUUUCUAAAAUAGAAGCAUUUGUGGACUUAAAAGUGAGGUAUCAAAUUUUUAAAUGUAUUAAUUCCUCAACCUUGUGUGGACCACUUCAGUUCCAGAUGUCUAUGUAGUUCCCUCUGGGACCUCUACACUAGAAAACAGACAGAAAUAAUGCAAAGUUGUUUGGUUUUGACAACCUGAUACUGAGAAGUGCAUGUCCCUGUAGGCACUCUAGAGAUAAGACAGAUAAUUAGUAAUUCCAAAUGGAUCUAUGAGAUUUAAGAUGUGGAGGAUCAUCAUUAUCUUUCACUGGUUUUUCUGGAUGCCAUAAUCCUCUGAUUUCUGUAACCAAUUUUUGUGCUUCUUUCCCACUGGGAUGGAAAUCAAACACAACUAGAGUGUCUACUCUAGGAGAAAUUGAGGGAUAUGGAGUAAAGGCAAUAGGCUCCCCCUACAAAAGUUUGUUUCUCAUUUCUUUUUCAGGGAAAGGCUCUCUCUUGUUCAGGCAGGUUUCAAGGGUUGGAAAUUCAUAUUUAAUGAUAUGAAAACAUGGUUACCUUAUUGUGAAUGUGCAGGACUAAGGCAAGAAGGACUAAAUAAGAAGAUUUUGUGUCCCCUGUCCCAAAUGAUUGCAGUAGGUAGUACUGAUGGAAGAACAUUGGGGUGUUAGAGUUGCCCUGGCUGUGUCAGGCCAAUGUCUUUCCUGUCAUACUGUACAGAGAAAAUGGCACUGGAAAAAUGGAGUGAUGUCAAACUCCCUUUUCAUGCUUUACUGUUACCAAAAACUCUGUCUCACUCCCCACCCAUUCCCUCCAACUCCUUUCCCGAUUCUGUCCCUCCUUAGAGAUGUUUGCACUGCCCGUGCUAAGUGGGGGGAUCAGUCCGUUGGAUCGCUUUGCGCAAAAUCCACCCUUCUCUCUCCUCCCUCCCCUCCAGCCUCUGGAUCCUGCACAGCCCUCCCUCCCCUCAGCGGUUUGGGGUUGGGGAUGUUUCUCUCUGAACUACUAAGGUUGGAGGGGGCUGCAAGCAGUGGAUAAUGUCAGAUGCUCAGCUAUCCCCUUCUGCUCCUCUCUGGCUCCGCCAGGGAUGGUCUCUGUAAGAAACAGCAGGAGCUGUGGCAGCAGCUAAAGGAAGCGGCUGAAGCGCGUGGAACCAGAACAGUCCGGGCGCUCGCGGUUACCUCACAUCGUGGUCACAGCCGGCCGUCAGCACCAUGGACAGCAGCACUGUCCCCGCAAACGCCAGCAAUUGCAAUGAUCCCUUUACGCAGUCUUCAAGUUGCUCCCCAGCACCCAGCCCCGGUUCCUGGGUCAACUUCUCCCACGCAGAUGGCAACCUCUCCGACCCAUGCGGUCCGAACCGUACCGAACUGGGCGGGAGCGACAGCCUGUGCCCUCCGACCGGCAGUCCUUCUAUGAUCACAGCCAUCACAAUCAUGGCCAUCUACUCCAUCGUAUGCGUGGUGGGUCUCUUUGGAAACUUCCUGGUCAUGUAUGUGAUUGUCAGAUACACCAAAAUGAAGACUGCCACCAACAUCUAUAUUUUCAAUCUUGCUCUGGCAGAUGCCUUAGCAACCAGCACCCUGCCAUUCCAGAGUGUUAAUUACCUAAUGGGAACAUGGCCAUUUGGAACCAUCCUCUGCAAGAUCGUGAUCUCCAUAGAUUACUAUAAUAUGUUCACCAGCAUAUUCACCCUCUGUACUAUGAGUGUUGAUCGCUACAUUGCAGUCUGCCAUCCCGUCAAGGCCCUGGAUUUCCGUACUCCCCGCAAUGCCAAAAUCGUCAACGUCUGCAACUGGAUCCUCUCUUCAGCCAUUGGUCUGCCUGUAAUGUUCAUGGCAACAACAAAAUACAGGCAUGGUUCCAUAGACUGUACACUAACAUUCUCUCACCCAACAUGGUACUGGGAAAACCUGCUGAAAAUCUGUGUUUUCAUCUUUGCCUUCAUCAUGCCGGUCCUCAUCAUUACGGUGUGUUAUGGACUGAUGAUCUUACGCCUCAAGAGUGUCCGUAUGCUCUCUGGCUCCAAAGAAAAAGACAGAAACCUGAGAAGAAUCACCAGGAUGGUGCUUGUGGUUGUGGCUGUGUUCAUUGUCUGCUGGACUCCCAUUCACAUUUAUGUCAUCAUUAAAGCCUUGAUUACGAUCCCAGAAACUACUUUCCAGACCGUCUCUUGGCACUUCUGCAUUGCUCUAGGUUACACAAAUAGCUGCCUGAACCCAGUCCUUUAUGCAUUUCUGGAUGAAAACUUCAAACGAUGCUUCAGAGAGUUCUGUAUCCCAACUUCCUCCACCAUUGAGCAGCAAAACUCUACUCGAGUUCGUCAGAACACUAGAGACCACCCCUCCACGGCCAAUACAGUGGAUAGGACUAACCAUCAGCUAGAAAAUCUGGAAGCAGAAACUGCUCCGUUGCCCUAAGUGGGUCUCAUGCCAUUCAGAGCCUCACUGAGCUUAAAAGCCACCAUAUAUUUGGAAGAAGAUUGCUGCGAGAAUGUGUGGGAGGUUCUAGUUUCCUAGGAACAUGCUUGCUUCUGAGUCAUCAAAACUCUUUCCUCUCUGGCCACUCCACUCGGCACAUUAGAGGGACAUCCAAACUAAAUCAAGCACUGGGAAGGAGAGGACUAUAUCACACUAACGAGUCCACCUUGCGUACCUAAUCACGAGGAAGAUGCCCAAUGGGACCAAAACGCACUGUGGUAUGUGAAUUGGGGUCACAUGGAAGAUGACCCUUCUGUAUAUAAUAUUUCGUUUUCAAGCAAAUAUUUAUGACCUCAUCAAAGAAAAAUCAUUGAUUGUUAAAUUCACCAUAGUAACACGUAAAGUAAAUGCUACCUCUGAUCAAAGCAUCUUGUGUGGAAAGUCCAAGACUUUCUAGUCUUCUCUAAGGGAAUACUUGCUCUAUUUUUCACCUUUAACGUUAACCUUAAAAUCGUCUUUUGGUCAAGGCAUCAUUUCCACCUUCAUUUCUUGGUUUUGUAUUUUUUAAAAGAAUACCUAGCUCCAAAACUGCAAGGGAAAAGAUAAGAUGAAAGGUAAUCUGAAGCAUGGUAAUAUGUCAGCUUCAGAAAGCUUGGUUCUUGUGCAUUGCAAGUACUUCCUGGGAGUCAUAAUGGGAGAUUUUUCCAUUGUUAGGCUUGCAGUGAUUUGCUCCUCAGUUUUAACUGUUCCAUUCCUUUGCUCCCAUCUAAGUAUUCACAGAAGGUGACAGUGGGUCAGUGAACUCAUCACUUCUACACAGGAAGUCAAGCAUUAAAAUGCACUCUUCAUUUCUCAGUAGUUUCUCCACACUGCAUGCUCCCUUUGCAUAUUAUUUUCCUUUUUCUGACUCUGCUCAGAACACUUAUGCCUUUUGAAUAAGCAUGAUAAAAUGACAGAUGCUUUUGUUGACUUUCAGAACAGUUUAAACUUUUUUAAAAAUAUAGAUGCAAUAAGCUUAAUUUCAAAACAGAAAGACUCAAAUGACCAUAGAUAAAAACGGCUGAUCUACUUUUCAAUCCUCUGUAGUUACUUGGACAUGAAAUAUUAACAAUGACCCCAAAAUAUUUCCCCAGAAUAUUGUGUUUAUGUAAUGUCAUCACCAAUAUGUUGGUCUUUUUGAUCUUUGCUAAAUGUCAAGAUUUCAUUUGUAAAAUGUCAGUCUUCUAAGUAGUUUCUUUAAGACAAUCCUCCUCUUUGACUGGUUUUCUUUGGUAUAAAUAUGGUAGAAAUUUGCCAAUCACUCAUUUUAUUUGAUCUAUGUAGACAGUCAAGUCAAAUGGCACAUGCCAAAAAGCUUUCCUCUUUGAAAUUCUGUCUGCAUUGAUUAAAUGAAUCAUGCAUAUUGUAGUUAUUUAUGAAGACGCAAGUAGAAAACAGGGUAGUAUCUUCUGUUAUAAGAGUAUUCCUGAGUCUGCAAGCUGCCAGAAGACUCAACCUUAAAUUUGUAUCUGUUCUUCAAUUUAACAAGGCACAGUAAGCACUGGACACCCGAAGGCAAUGUUUCAAGAAGACAACCAUUGCAGACCAGAAUGAGCCAAUUUACUGUCUCAGAUCCAAUUGGCUGCAGUCACGUGGACCCAACACAUGUACCCAUUGCGUGAGAGAAAAACAAAAACUAAGAUAAAUGUUUUCAUGUUUCCUUCUGAUUAAGUCUUAUAUUUGCCUCUAAUAACCUCCAUUUCUCAAAUAUUAUGUCCCAGAAUGGAUAUGCAUUAUUUUUAAUAUUUGUUCUGAUCAAAGUAACUAAAACCAGGGCCUGAAAAAGCUUUAAAGUGUUAAAUAGCUGCAUUUGUGUGCAAUACUUUUACAAAUAUAUACCUAUAUACACUACUAGAGCUUCCACAGGUAAAAGGGAUAGUUCAAAUGAAACACAAUAAUGAAGAAUAAAAUACUUGUAUAUCAGUCGCUGGGGAGGAAAAUUCUUGUCUUUAAUAGGUUAGAGUAACAUGAGUUCACUCGAGGGAUGACGGAGUACUGAGCUCUGCUCACAAGGCUGUUUCUCAACCAUUAUUGUUUCUGCCUAAUCACUUACUCUUUGUUAAGACAUUCUAAAGUAAGUAAUAAAUGUGUUCUCAAUAUUUUUCAUUCAAAACUAUUUUUUAUCAUAAAUUUGCUAGAUCUUGCAAUUCUAUGGCAAAUAGAGAAGGAACAGCCCUAACCCCGUUGGAUGGGCUAAAGUUUCUUAGAAAUCUGAAGAUAAAGAAAAUGUAAUGUUCUGCUUUGUUCUUCCUUUUUAUUUCACCCUCAUCCUUAUGGAUGGGGUUUCUUCCUAUCUGGCAUCCCAGUAAUGCAGACUGUAGAUGUGAAGCGGAAAUUUGGCUUCUUCACCUGAUUACUUGCUGUGGAAAUUCUAAUCCCAAGUGGGUAAUGGCCUUUGCUCCUUUAGUCUCCACCUUCACUGUCAUUUUGCUCCUGCAUUCUUCUUUCCCUGCUAGUCCCUAGAAAGCAGAGAAGAGAGAUGAGACUCACCUAAGGCAAAAGCGAGUUACCUGGAAUCUACUGCCAACACCCUCACUGUGGGGUCCUCUGAAGGAGGUUUGAUCACACUUUUUAAAAAAGUCUUUUGCUGUGAUAUUCCAGAUCCACAUUAACAAUUUGAUGAUGUCAAAUAAAAGAGUUUACUGAAGGGGCUGAAUGUUUUGAGCUUUGAGUCACCUACAUCCGUGUUGGAAUACACAUUGUGGCAUUUUUUGGCUUUGUGGUUUGGAGCAACAUAUUUAAGCCCUCUUAGCUUCAGUCUUCUCUUAAGAGCAGGGCAAUAAUAGCAAUCUUAUUGGGUUAUGGUCAGGAUCAGUGAGAUAAUAUAUAAAAAAAUAUUGGCUUACAAUGCAGCAAAUGCUUCCUAUUUGUAGUAAAAAUUAUAAAUGAAAAUUAUCAAUGUCAAUAAAAACAAGAGAAACUUGGUGAAUUCAAUGGAAACCACCACUGAUGAGCCUUAGCUCAAAACUCUGAGAGGGAUCUCUUUUGAGAAGGCAGACGGCACCUCCAGGCAGGACCUCUAUGACAGAAUGGCAUUCCAACAGUGCAUCGGAGGAAGCAGGACUCUUAAUCUGGCCAUUUGAAACAGUUCUCAAUAUCAAAAUAGACAGUUGGAAGUUUUACAAUAAACUCUUCUAAAAAAUAGCUUUGAGUUAGUAAGAGGAUAUUCAUUUCCUUAGAUAAUGUGAUAUUUUGCUAAAACUGAUAUCCAUUCACUUGCAAAUUUUUUUAUUGAAAAGGCACAAUUAGCUUAUUUAAUCUUACCUAAAAGAAGCUAACAAAAUUCUAUUCCCAACACUAUCACAUGCACCAUUUACGUCUCAGGAUCCAGGAAAAAGUUGAAAUUCAGAAGUACAGAUACAAAGCCUAGGAAGGAAACGUAACUAAGGUACAAAGAAUGUACCUCCAAAAGGAUUCUGUCUGACCACAUUUAUCACAAGAUCCCCAAAGCUUCCAAAUAUUUACUUAAGUCAAGUGUAUUUAUUUGUUCAAAAGCUAAAACAAGAUCCCCUUGGUAAUGCUUGGAUUAAGUGUUUCAUUCAAAAUGCUUGGAAAUGAUAAGAUGUGUGCUGCCUCUCUCAUAUGGCAAAGGUAAUCAGUUUAUACAGACAAAUUUGCUGUCUACCAGCAAUUACCAAGACGAGAUGGCCCACAGGUGAUUUCUCCAGCUUCAGCCCCGAAUACUGCAGAAGCUGAUAUUACCUCUUGGAUUUUCCAAACUCUCAAGUGCUCUAGCCAAAGCAAACUAAGGAUAGGACAUUUUAGUCUCAGCUUCUUGGCUUCUCUACUGGCCGCACAUGCCCCUGCUAUGGCUCUGCAAUUCUGGAUGUUGAUCAUAACCAGAAACGCUACCCUUUUCAUAGAAAUAUCCACCAACAGGAAAUUAGUGUCUUGAGGAAUCCUUACUGCCAUUGUAGAAGCAUCAACAUUCUUGCCUAGAUUCUCAACAUCAUUAUUUUCUUAUAGGCCAUGUUGUUUGGGGUAGGGGAAGGGAUGGAAACAAACAUGAACCUUUAUCAGUGCCUUGGUCUGACUACUAUAUUUUCACUGGUGUGAGAUGCUUCAGGAGUCGUAGUCACAGAAUACAGCACCCAGAUUAUAUUUAAGACCACUGCCAUUAGGACCAUAGGGCCUUAAGUGACAAGUCAAUCAAACGGUCUAACUUUGGGAUAACCAGCCAAGAGACAGUUGCAUUUAAUUAUAAAUAAUUUCAACCCAUAGUCAUGUUUUUCACUGAGACCAAAUACUAAAACUGCAGGAAGGUAUGUACAUUACUAACUGUUCAAAAUUAAGCAAAACCAAAUACCAAAAGCUUAGUGUGUUACAGUGUGUGGCAAAUAUUCAAGCUCUUAUCAUGUAAUGCCAUGACAUUUCUUAAAAGAGUCAGCAAAUGGAUCAAGUUCAAUUUAAUUCAACCAACCUUAUUGUGUCCUAGGCACUUGGGCUCCAAACAUAAGAACCACUGAGGCUGAGGUUAUAGGAUUAUGAAAAGCAGACUGAGGGUGAAUUGGAAGUGCAUCCUGUAUCAACGAGAGACCUUUUCAAAUAACAUUGAAUAGCAGCAUAUGCUUUUCAAAAGAAUUUUAAGAACUCAGAAAUUAUUAAAAUUAAACAUAUCAAUCUUUGAAAGCAUCUCUUGACUCAAAUAUGUGAUGAUUUGAGACUCUAGGCACGUGUUCAAAGUAAGAUCAAUUUUCUGGAGUUCUUCCUGUCAUACAUUUAAUACAAAUUUAAUAAUAUAUUUAUUCAACUCACUUUGUGUUACCUAUAAGCUUGUAGUAAGUGAGAACUCCAUUAAAAUCUGCACUUGGAAUUGCCCUUAAACUUUACAAAGUUAGGAAAUUAGGAGAGUUAUUUCUUCCUCUGCAUUUUGAUAGAGAUUCAGGUUUGCGUUUCACAGCCAACCCACCUGGAAACUAAUGCUUAGAGCUCAAAUAUCCCCAUGUCCCAGACCCCAAAUCUAGAAAAAAACAGUCCCAUGAUCUCUUCUGAUACGAGAGGUGAGCUCCUUCCUUCUCCCCCAAGUUCCAGAAACUAAGUAAAUCUCUGAUCCAUUCAUGUCCACGAGUUCCUCAUACUCCUGAAGACAACAAAAAACUCUAUGGCAAUAGAUUAAAAUAUUCCUAGAGAGUAUUACUAGGUCUGAGAUAAUGCAAGAGGUUUAUUAUUUACCUGUAAAAAGCAAGUUAAGAGUCAAAUAGAACCAAUAUGAAGUAAGGAAGGUAGAAGAGAGCUUACUCAUUUUUAUCAUUCUACCAUUUGAAUUAUUUGGCACCACACUUUGCUGACACUCAGAGGAAAUGGUUGGCAUUACUGUGCUUUAUACAAAGAGAUUAUCUCUAAAAAGUGCUCGGAUGUUUUGUAGAGCAGAUAGUAAUCUAUUCAAACUUGCAAAGGUUCUAUAUACUAUCAGACUACAACCAGGACCUACCAAAACCACAGUUGAGUGCAAGCAGCCACACUAGAUAGUUUUCCGGCUGUUUCAGGUAAACCUCUGCAAUUGUGGAAACAACACAGAACAGUCCUAUGCUAAUAUAAAAAUUGUCUAAUACUAAUCAUAACAGCCCACAACAUUUCAAUGUAAGCACAGAUAUGUUUAUAUUUUUCAGAUGGUGUUGUCUUCAGUUUUGGUUUUGAAAGAACGGCAAUAUUAAGUAUAUCUCAUGAGAGGGGAAGCUCACAAUUUUUGCAGUAACUGAAUUUACCUCUGAACACCUCAAUGGUUGCACUUCUCAACGAUUUGUUGUCAUUCAAAGCUACUUAUGAAUCAAAUAUAGUUCUCUUCUCAUGCCACAAUCACGUGCAUGAAAUCUAAAUCAGUAUAGUUGAAAUAAAAAGGUUUAUUACUUCACUUCCAACUAAUAACAUCGCAUUCUUAGUGAUAUAUACAUUGCCUAUAAAGAAAAAUGUGUAUUUGUUUUAUGAUUUCAGAAAAGGAGCACAGAGGUUCUUUUGGAAACUGAGGAAAAUUCAUCUCAGUAUUGUAACAUGCCCAGUACUAAGAAGGCUUAGCAGCAAAAAUCUUCCAGGAAAAGAUGAUUUUAACCAUUGCCUACAACCUCCUUCUUCUUACCUUGCAAUUUGAUUUUUGAAAGAACCUAAGUCUUGAUAACAGGCUACCAUAUUUGCUUUCAAGUCUCUUAAAAGAAAUUUCUGUGGCUUUGCUUCAAAUACAUAAAUGUUUUACUUAAUUAGCAUUUACCCACUGAUGUCAUAAAAUGUUCAGUGAAUACGCAGGAUUACAAAGUACCAAAUGAAAAUGAGAAGAGGAGUGGUACAAACUGAGGGAGACACAAGAAGAUAAAGGGAAGAAAUAAAGGAAACAAGUAUUUUCCUCAGAGUCUGGGUAAAACUGAACAUAGUCACGUCUAAGAUGCAGAGAUACUUUUCACAUGCCAUGUCCGGUUAUGGACAUAAUGUCACCACCCCACACUGCUAUGACACCAAAACAACCAAGCCUAGAGACCAGUCGGUGCCUCUUUUGGUCUGCAAGUGACUGGACAGACUUGGCUUCCCCAGAUGUCCCCAGUUCUGAGAUAAGAAGGCCCAGGUACAGUUGUAGACAGGCACAUGGACCCCUCAAAGGAGCUCCCAUCAGAGGUAUACCUGUGGAUCCCACUGGUUUUUGAGUGACAUUUUAGAGCUCUUACUCUCUCAAAAUAAGAAAAUGCAAUUUGCAUGAAGUUCCCAUUAUACAGCAUAGUAUUGAGAUGCAGUAUUAAUUUCUAUCGUUUUCCUAGCAGAAUAGUACAUACGACUUUCUCUUGCUAUGGUCAAGACAACAGGCUUUGAAAUCAGUGGACACUAUAGUCCAAGGAGUCUGACUACCAGAGACUUCCAAAGGAGAAGAGUUCCCGUCUAUAAGCUGAAUUUGGAUGAAAUGCUCAGUCUGGUGUUUCAGAAUGCCUAUUCCUUAUCUGCCGACACUUUGAGGUGUUUCUGUUGGUUGGUUGGUUGGUUACUUGGUUGGUUUGGGGGUUUUUGUGGUUGUUGUUGGCUUAUUUGUUGUUGCUGUUCAAAAUUUUUUACUUUUCCAUGGGAUAUUUGUCAUCACACAGGUGCAUGUUCCUCUGUUUUCUCUCCGGAAUGGAUUUCUCCUUGUAAUGUCCAGUGUAGGAGGUUGUCAUCUCCAGAAUAAAGUGGAAAAUUGAGACAUAUCUUUGUUCAUAGCUUGACAUCAUGAUGGGCCACCUACCUUCCCCAUUUCUCCGAAAAAUAGUCCCCUUCUCUGCAUCAUUUUGACUUUAGAACCAGUCAGAAUCCAAUCUCCAGUGUCCUGACUAGCACAAGAAACCUAUCAGCUGAUUCUUGUUCAGCUCUGCAGGUGGUAAACCUGAUUCCUAUUGCCUGCUCCUGCCUCCUCAGGGGUUCAUUCAGAAAACAGAAAAAUAACAAGGCCCUCCAGUUACUCUCUUUGGCUGUGAGACAAUUUGUUCCCAUCUGCCCCCAGGCUCACCCUGCGCUCUGACACAGGGGGAAGCUGCUACUGAUCAUUGCUGUAUUAACUCAAAACUCAUUAGGUUUAUGGAAAUUCAUGGCCCUUAUUUCUCAAGGGAACAGAGAAAACCAAUAGGCCUCCUACCCAGCCGAGCACUUUCCAUGCAAGCUGCUGCAUCUAUAUAAAUUAGGUCCAAAUCACAUCAGGCUAUUUUCAGGGUUUGUAAACUCAAUAUUGCGAAUAGUAGAACCUGGCAAGUGUUCAGCAAGUAGUCCCCUUGCUGCCUGUGAAUCAAUCACAUAACUUCUCCAUGGAUUGGGGAAAAAUAAGGACAGUAAGAAAAACUUGCGUUUACAGGAACAACUGCCCAAUGAUUUUUGUUUGUUUGUUUUAAUAAACUUUGACCAUUUACUAGGGAGAGAGUGGGGGUGGAGUCAAUCCUGAUUACGUGAUUCUUUUUUCACUUUUAUUAUUAAAUCCUUCCUUCUUUAAGAAUGAACGAAAUCUUAUCAUAACCAAAUUGUACAAUACAAUUCCUAAUAAUGGUUCUGAUCCAUUUAUUUUUAAGUAAUGUUCACUACAAUAAAAUUCCAGUGAAAUCUAAGAAUUGGGACAGUCCACUGAAGUUACUUGCACCAGGAGGUAGCUUGGCUGGUAUGUAUGGAUAUGCACAUAAAAAUAUGAGGAUCUCUUUUAAAGUAUCAUUUUCUCAUAACAAGUCUGAAGCUUCCAGUAGGAAAUUGGGAGAUCAAUUUGAUUAGUUCUCUUAUUGAUCCUGAAGCAAUCAUGUUGAGUGUUCUCUGACUGGCUGGUUUCUCACUUAGAGACAGCUGGCAACUGAGCAACUAAGGACACCAUGAGGAAAAAGGCUGCCUUGUACUUCAUGCAGAGCUCAGGGAGAUGAGAGGGGAAUCAGUAAAUGGUGACUGCCUGGUAACAGCCCUGCUAUUUCUGACAUAAAUUUAAAACUACGAGUGCUUCCUCUAACUCUGUUUUUGCAUAGUGCACAGAUAUCUUUGUAAAUAAUAGGAAAUUAAUAUUAGGUUGUAUCUAUAAACAAAGUCAAUUCGACUCCAUUAUUUUAAAGAGAAUAGUUUUGACCUACAUCUGUAUUUUACAAUAUUUUGAAGUCUAAGAAGCUCACAUCAACAUUACAUAAUAUAGGAGACUCUCACAUACAAAAUAAUUUGUAUUUAUACAAGUAUAAUUUGAGAAAAUCCAUAAUGGAAAAUCUAAAAUGUCAAUAAUACUUUUAGGUGUGUAUUUUAUUUCUCAUAAGAACAUAUAUAUUCAUUUGAAAAAUGGUUCUGUACAUAGUCUCAAACAUAUUUAUUUAGUUCAUGGCCUGAUAAACACGUGACUUCCCAAAGUACUGAAAGUAGCUGUAUAGCCUCUCAAGGAUCUGGGGACCCUGUGAUUCUUAAAAUGACCAGUUUGGCUGAAGUUUCUGUUAUCAAUCAGGUGCUUUGUCUUAUAUAGUAUACUUUAAAAUAGCUACCACCAACACACACACACACACACACACACCCCAUAGCAAAAUGGAACCAUGGAAAUUACAUGGUAAUUGUAAUCAAAAUAGAAAGCAACCUAUAAAAUAAAAUUUCUCAAGAAUUUAGCUCCUCAUUUGAAAGUCUAGAAUCAAUAAAUUACUUGCAAACUUUUUUAUAUUUAUACUCUGGAAAUAAACUUAAAGUGAAAAUUAGAAACUGCUUCCAACUAUACAUUCUCUGGUUAAAUCUUAAUUUGAACUUCAAAUUAUAGUAUUGUCUCCAACCAAACCAUCAGUUUCACUGAGAAGUUGGAAUGGUCAUAAAUCCUGAAUCUGUAAAAUUCAGUGCUACAAUCUACGAUUUAAUACUCCCACCAUAAAAAUUUCUGCUAUGAAUAUCAGAACAUAAAUUCCCAUUAAUGAAAGUUAAAUUAGAAACAUUAGCAUAUAUAUUCCCAGUAUAUGGGAUUCCCACUAUAUUGGAAUAUAUAUCAAUAAAAAUGGAAUAUAUAAAGGAAAUGUAUAUACUGAUAUAAGCUUACUUAUAUAUUUAUAUUGAUAUAUAAAUUCCCAUUAAUUUAAUGGGAAUUAAAGAAGAAAUGCCAGUUUGCACUAAUUCAUUCUUCCCUUGGCAAUACAUUUUUUGAACUUUUCAUCUACUUAAUAAUUCAGGAAACUUAAAAUGACAAGUGAUUUUGUUGUUUGCAUUUUGUUCUGGUAAAUGAAAAAAGAAACCAUUUUGCAAGUGGGCUUUUAAAAAAAGGAAAUUGAAAAAUCUGCUCUAUCAAAUGUAGCAAGUAGGUAAGUUUUUUAAAAAAGUGUGAAUCUAAACAUCAGGUUCUCUGUCACUUGUCAUAAAUUUUUUGUAACAUUAAUGACACAUUUUCGCUUUUCAAAGAUAAUUUCCAUUAGAAAGGAGAAGCUAUGCUCCAUGUUUUUAAUUACAUUUGAAAUUCACUAAAAACACUUAGUCUAAAAAAAUGCCCAUAAUGUUUCUGUGGGAAAAAUCAAAAUAUUAUAAAGAAUAUGUUUCAUUAAAUGAGAUUCUCUGUGGUUGACUUAGUUCAAAUAUUUUUAAACAGAUUCUUGCCCCAAAACUACUUUUCUCCCCAGCAACAGAAAUGGCAGCAGAAUUGCUACUUGUUUUUUCUGUAUCUUGAAGUCACACUUCACAUAAGCAAUCAGCUCCCUACGCGUUGCUCUCAUUCUAGUGGUUCCGAUUCAGGGGUCUAGAAAAAGAGCUGAGCUCAUCAUUUUCUUGAAAGUGUUGGAGUUGAAAGGAAAGAAACAAAUCUGCUGCUCUGUCUAAGGCUUCAGCUACCAUGCAGCAGGCAAGCAUCUAAAGAGCACGUAGAAAUACCAACCGGUAUCAUAAAAAGAAAGUCUAGAAUAGUUUAUGUUUUACAGAUUUUUGUAUCCAAGUAAAUGAAAACAUAACUACCAUCUUUUGAAAUAUACUGGGAAUUUUUAAGACCGUCCCUCAUACCUUCCUUUACCACAAUAAGUCAAAAAUAUUUGCCUGAUAUCUGCAUUUCACCUAUGUGCCCCCGGAAGGGAAAUAGAAACAAAUGAAUAUUUUGUUGGUUAUGGUAAUUCACAAAGAGGAACGUUUAAAAAUAUACAACAUCCUUUUCACUUUGAUGAUCUGAUUAUUUUUCUUUAGUUUUUUGGUUCUAAUUAGUGUAUUAUUGCCAUCAUACUGUCUUUUUCUCUUUUGAAAAAUAAAUAUUUUCACUUGCAGUAAAGACUAAGCUAUCAUUUCAUACUUUAUGCACAUUUCCAGGUAAGACAGGAUGUUCAGCCGUGGCUUUCAAAAGAAUGAGCUGCCGAAUCACUAUGGCCUCGUGCAGAUCAAAAUGUUGACUCAUACAUGCAACAGUGGAGCGUAUCACUAAAUUAUUUUUACGUUAUUCUUAUUUGACUGUUUAAGGUAGUUGUAUGUAAAAAUAUAAACUUUUGCAUUGUAUUAUUCUUGUGUCAGAAUAUAUAAACAUUUUGGGCUAUAUUGUGAUUUUCUUGCAUGUAAUGUACAAUGAUAUAUAUGACUAAUAAAGAAAACCUGAAGUGAUACAAAUGUAGAUUUUGCUCUUCUCUUUCUCAUUCACACAUGAUAACCGAUCUGUUUAAAAAGAAUAUUCUUCAAGUAAAUUUUGCAAUGUAGAUAAGAAGGCUAAGAAUCAGUACUAAAUUCAACACUUUGAAGUACUGAGUAAGUACUUCAAAAUGAAUGAAAAAAGUGGGUUUUUUCUCUUCAUGACUUAUUUCUAUUUUUAGAACCAAAGUGA